Messenger RNA from Adineta ricciae, 1035 nucleotides. Lineage: Eukaryota; Metazoa; Rotifera; Eurotatoria; Adinetida; Adinetidae. The record is from the annotation of a GenBank genome assembly.
AUGGACUCUAACAAUAUGCUUGACAAUCGAGGUUAUAAAAAAUUUCUUUUCAUCGGCUUCGGUGUUUGCAUACUAAUUACAGUUAUUUACAUUAUUCAACGUCCGUCUUCAUUAGAAAAUCGAAUUGAAACUUUACCUUUAUCAUCAUCGAGUUGUAAACAUGUAACAAUCGAAGAAUUGAAUCAAUGGUUUCAUUCUCAAGUAUGGAAAGACAUUCCGAAAAUUAUCCAUCAAACAUGGAAAAACCGAACACUACGAGAACGACAAGCACAAUGGAGUCGAACGUGGUGUGAACAAUACACAGACUGGCGAUAUCAUCUGUGGACUGAUGAAGAAAAUGAAGAAUUUGUCCGAACGAAAUUUCCAUGGUUUUAUCCGACUUACAAACAAUUAUCACCUGCUAUUCUUCGAGCGGAUAGUGUACGCUAUUUGUAUAUGUUUUACUACGGCGGACUCUAUAUGGAUUUAGAUUAUGAAUCGAUUCAACGGGUGGAUCAUUUAUUUCGAAACAAAUCGGUUGUUCUUUCAUUGAUUAACUAUUCGUUUCAAACUAAGAAUAGCGUACCGAACUCUUGGAUGGCUUCAAAACCUGCUCAUCCCAUGUGGACUUAUGUUUUACAUCGAAUAAUGUUACUAUGGUCUCGUGUAACAGAUAAAGAACGAAAUGAAUUUUGGAAUGGGAAAGCAGAGUUUUUCACUGGACCACAAUCACUCUUCGAAGGUUUAAUGUUUUAUAUUCAAUCGAAUCAGUAUACUGACAAACCACUGGAUCAAUUGUUAGGAGACGAACGAAGUCGAACUUCAAAUGCAACAUUGGAUGCGGCAGGUAUAACAUUUCUUGGGCCGAAAUUAAUGAAUGCAUAUGACUGGAUGAAUGGAAUCGGGACAGAUGUGUGCUCAGCAGAACGACCGACAUUUAACGAGAUGCAAUGUAAAGUAAUUGUUCAACCGAUUUAUGGUAUUACAUAUUGGUCGCAUUCCUAUGGACAUGGACAUGAAAAUGAUCCGAAUUAUUUGCAAAAGAAAGGACCUUAA